Molecule: messenger RNA, 582 nt
Organism: Cyprinodon variegatus (sheepshead minnow)
Lineage: Eukaryota; Metazoa; Chordata; Actinopteri; Cyprinodontiformes; Cyprinodontidae
Product: actin-related protein 6-like
Exons: 3
Cellular component (GO): Swr1 complex
Molecular function (GO): nucleosome binding
Source: RefSeq, a predicted model, not a curated record
UGUAAUCCCAAACUGUCAGUUCCGCUCAAAGACCUCCAGAUUAAAAACCUUUACGGCCAACCAGCUGGAUGAAAUCAAGGAUCCUUCGGGUCUCUUCUUCAUCUUGCCUUUCCAGAAGGGUUACCUGGUUAACUGGGAUGUUCAGAGGAAAGUGUGGGACCACCUGUUUGGAAAAGAGAUGUUCAAGGUGGAGUUUGCAGACACGAGCAUCAUUAUCACAGAGCCUUACUUCAACUUCACCUCCAUUCAGGAGUCCAUGAACGAGAUCCUGUUUGAGGAAUACCAGUUCCAGUCGGCUCUGCGGACGAACGGUGGGUCUCCAAUAAAUCGUUUCCAGACAGAAACUGGAUGAGACUUUAUGAGGAAAUCUAAGUGUUAUCCACUUAAUGCAAACAGCAUUGGAGAAGAGGCACCGCUCCUACCGGCAUGUUACUAAAUCUUCUGCAGCAAAUGUUUUCUUCAUAACAAAAACAGAAUUUUCCUGCAUUUUAGACCAAAGCGACGAGCUAACUUCGUGUUAGCAUUGUCCGGCUGUCACCAUCUGAAAUCUCUCAAUCAAUCUAAUGAGGCGAUCUAGAAUAU